AUGAGGCGCCUGAUGCAUGAGAUCGAUGUCGAUGGGAGGGGCACCGUAAACUACACAGGGUUCAUCGCCGCCAACAUCUCGAAGAAGCAGUAUUUGCAGGAACAGGUCUGCAAAGCAGCUUUUCACAUUUUCGAUGUCAAUGGUCCGUCUCCUGGCACCACGAAACUGAUCCGAGCAUGGAGGCCUCUCGGGCAAGUUCUCCCAGGCUUCGAAAUGCAGAGUCCACUGACUGUCCCGGGCGUGAUCGGCGAGCACAGGCUUGGGGGCGGUGACAAGGCUCCACGGAUAAUACCACUGCCCUGGUGGCCUUCGGCCCUCUGCCUGUCAACUUCUGGAUCUUGCUCAAGGUCCACAGUUCGUUGCCGGAGAUCUCGGCGACGAUGUGUUCCCAGUCGCCGACGGCCCUAG
Messenger RNA from Symbiodinium sp. CCMP2592, 408 nucleotides. The record is from the annotation of a GenBank genome assembly. NCBI's taxonomy places the organism in Eukaryota, Dinophyceae, Suessiales, Symbiodiniaceae.